Molecule: messenger RNA, 4343 nt
Organism: Aphanomyces astaci
Lineage: Eukaryota; Oomycota; Saprolegniomycetes; Saprolegniales; Verrucalvaceae
Exons: 25
Coding region: 20-4321 (1433 amino acids)
Source: RefSeq, a predicted model, not a curated record
GCGUGUCGGUUUCGUCGUCAUGGCCGAGGCAACCCCGCCGCCUCCUCGGUUCGUGACGAACCCUCCAAAACUGGCCCAAGACUCACACUCGCUGCUUGGGAAAGCUCGCCAUGCAAUUGUCGCCCAAGUGCAAACCCAAUGUCCAGACCUAGUUGCGACAGUGCAAGCUUUCUUUGACACGACUUUAACCGACGCCAUUCAAGAGCGCGAAACCAAGUAUGUCAACACAAUGAGUGACGUGUUCAAGCAGGAAAUGAAAACGCGCAACGAGACUGUGGCCCGCCUCACGCAAAAGUGCGCGGCGCUCGAGACUCGCAUGAUAGACUCAGACACAGUGACCACGACAUUGCACUCCAAGUUGGACCGUCGAACGUACGAAAUGGACAAUUUGCGCAAAAUGCACUUUAAGGAACUGCUCAUGCUGCGGGAAAUGGUGGCCAAGCACCGCACCGAUGCCCGAACCGUCAAAGCCCUAGACGACGCUUUGGGGAGGUCCAACAACGACGGUGACGACGCUGAGGAUGGGGCCACUGGGCGUGGGGGCCGUAGCUCGUCGAUUACAACUACUUCUACGGACGGACGACUCGAAGCGAUGAAAAUGGACUUGGAGAAACGCAAAAAGUUUUCCGACGGCUUGCGCGACGAGCGAGACAAGUGGCAGCAAAAGGCCGUCGAAGCCAUGGAACAAGUGGAGGCCUUGAAAGACUUAGUACGGAAACGGGAAAACAGUCCGAGUGGCGGGAACGGAGGCCUCUCCCUCUUGUCCGAGUCGUACUUGACUGCUUGGUGGUAUGGCGGUGCCGAAAGCGGACUUCGCGAACGCCAAGCGAUUGAAUCGGCGGUAGCUGCGCGGCACAUUACGUUUGACGAGAUUGCCGGAUCGGUGGUGGAAGUACUGGCGAGUCCAGACUUGUGGAGCAGUCUGGGGGCGUUAAUGCAUCAAUGCCCCCAAGCCCCCGCGGUCCGGGGGCUCAUGACCCACUUGACUCAAAUCAGUGGAAUCAUGCUGGCCAAGAGCCCGUCCACAACGUUUAGCGUCCGGAGCGACGAUGUUAAUCGUCAAGAUGACAAAGCAAACACAGCAGGAGGGGGGAGCAUCUCUGGGAAACCCAACGCCGUCGCAUGUGCAAAAUGUCACGGGUCGGGUUAUGUCGAGCCCAACUCGACUGAAAAGGAUGAAGAAAGCGAACGCAUCAAAGCCAUGCAAAAGAGCGUCGAGAGUCUACGGAAGGAGCUCCGGGCCGCGCAAACGCGCGUGAUCGAGCUCGAAACGACCCGGGACGAGCUCGAAAAUGCAAAGCGAGCACUGCUUGUCAAAGUUGGCGAAUUCCAAACGACAUUGAGCAACGUCCAAACCCAAGCGGCGACAGACGCCAAGGCUCGGGAAGACGCCGCGCUCGCCCGAAUCAACGGCAUGCAGCACGCAGCGUGCCAGACAGAUGCCAACAAGGCCCCCAAAACGCCCCCGACAUCCCUUGGAGCAACCACUUCGUCCCCGCGACAUCAAUCCACGGUCGCACCUGCUACGAGCCCCACGGAUGCCGAAUUGGGGGUGCUCAACCGCAGUGGCCUCGAAGCCCUCGUCGCUGACAAAUGCGCUAUCAUUGGCGAACUGCACUUGACAAGGCAGACGCAGUCGGAACAGCUCGACGAGCUCAAGCGGCAGUUGCAGACCUCUGCUGAGAACCUCGUGGCGUUCCAUCGGGCGUCGGAAAAUGCCCAGCAGUUGCUACGACAAGAAAUCACGGUGCUUCGCGACACCAUCACCAACCUCCAAGACAGCUCGUCGGCGUCCAUUCGAGAGCGCCAAGCGUCUCUGACUGCCUACUUGACCAAGAUGAAAACGGACCACAUCAAGGCAAUGAUGUUGGCCACGUCAGCAGUCCCAGGGCCGGACAGCCGCCCAAAGUCGUCGACGGUGGACUCCCGGGAAACGGUGGCGACCAACAACCAGGAGAUGGAAGCAGACAUCACCAAGCUCAUUCCGUGGAGUGGCAGCGACGUGCAAACCGAGUCGCUGGCGCAUGCCACAGCGGAAGCCGCGGUUCGAGCAGAAGCUGAGCUGGAAAAUCUGCCCCUAGGGUUCGUUCAAGAAGACGAAGCGACCGAAGUCGAGGCCCUUCGACGGCUGAGCUUGACAACCGACGCGCUGCCCCACGAACUCAUGGACACAAUUCAGGCCAUGGCGGAGGAACUGGAGACGGCAAAGGCGUCGGCUCGGAAAUUGCACACCGUGCAACUCCAUCGUAUCGUCACGCUGAGCUCGCACUUGUCCAAAGUUUCCGCAGAAAUGCUUCUCCUGCGGAAAAAGUCGGGGGCUGAGAUUGCAUUUUGGAAAGCAGAAUGCGAAAAAUUGGAUCGUGAAUUGCAGUGUCUUGUCACUGAAUUCAACGUGUACAAGAGCAACCACAUGAUCGACGGGGAAAGAGCGACCAUGGAGUCGCUACUCACGGCCGACCAAGAAACUCUAUGGAGCCAAGACGGACCGGAAGCAAGAGCCUUUCUCGCCAUGAUGCGCGAAGCCUGCGGGACGUCCCCCGUGGAUCCAAUGGUCGCGAAGUUUCUCGUGUUGGGCGAGGCAGUGCACUCGUUGGUGGAAGGAUGCGCCCGUCCUUUCAACGCCCUGAAAGCCAUUUACGACAGUUGGCGAAGUGGGGGGGGUGGUACACCGCGGAAAGGGGGGGCGCGCAAGCGAACCAAGUCCAAAGCCGUCAAGCAUGGCAAGACGGUGUCCGACUUGGCAGGAUCGUCCCCGAGUCCCCCGAAGAGUCCAUCGAAGCGAAGCUCGGUCGCGGGCACCACGGACGGUUCGUCCUCCUCCCCCUCAAGGCAGUCUGGUGGGAGCCCUAGGAAGCGCUUAUCCGUUUCCACAAAGCCAUCACGCGUAUUGCUGACGCGGAUUCCGUCGGGCGAUGGGGGGUCGUACGCUCCAGACCAGGUGCCUUCUUCUCCCACGCAGCACCCCGAAAUGGAGGAAGGGCUGCUAUCCACCGACGACGAUCAAAUUCCAGCGUUGUUUGCACUCUCGGAGGUGAACGAAAGCACCAUCGAAGCAGUCUCCGCAUUGGGAGCAUUGGAAGUUGCAUCCCCCAAGGAAGCGAGCCCCCCGACGCCGUUGGAUCCUGCGUUGCUCGUGUUGGAUGGGGAUUCGCCGCUGUCGUCCGCCACCGCGAUGCGAGAACAUGAAGUGUUGCAGGUCACGACCCAAGACACCCCGCCAGCCUCGGCGAUGCCGCAAGCCACCGACGCCCCCGAUUCCCACGACGGUCCCACGACGAUGAACAACCAGCAGCUAAAUGACCACGACGACGGACGCUUGGACCUGUUGCAGGCGGACAACCCGAGGAAGCAAAACCACAAAGAGCUUCAGUACCUCAAGUCCCUUGCCGGGAACCGCUGCGACACGCUGCGUAGCCUCGCGCUAGCCCAGUGGGAGCUUCUCGUGCUGAAGAUGCAGCUCGUGACUUUGCACGCCCGCAACGUCGAGAUGAAGGAGCGACGGGUGCGGUUCCAUCGACCCCACGUUGGCAUGACCUCCAUGACAGAAAUACUCCACCAAGGUAUCCAUCGUCGCGAAUGUGCCCUCUCCGAGUGCCGCCAACGCCACGACCGCCUUCGCGAACGACUCAAACACGUCAACCUUUGCAUUAUGCACGCCAUCACGACACUGUUUCAUCCGAGUAACCGCUCAGGUAACACCCACGGCGGCGGUCGACAUGCGAUGGUGGGGCGGCAGCGGUUGGACUUGGUGGACAUGAGCCUCAUCGACAUGAACAACCUCCCACCGUCGCAGCAGAUCCCAACUGACCAUUUCCCCCUCGACGGUACUGUGGACACCACUGCACCACCUCAACCCAUGCACAAAGAGCCUUCCCUUCCGAUGGCCUUGUUAACGUCGCCAUUCAAGGCGGACAAGCGAUUUCCGAAUCGUGUGACCAAGUUCCGCUACGACAAGGACUCGCACGAGUACUCGUUCAUGCAUGUCACGAAAUUCGUGUACCCCAAGAGCGCUGGCCCGACCAAGUCGUCGCCGUUCCAGCUCAAGCCGUCUGUGCAAGUUUCUGGGAUCCGUGCACCGCAACACGACGGCGAUGGACGGAGCAUGCAGCUCCACCAACUCGAUGACUUUGACCAGCCGGCUCGAGCGAGAAUCACCGAUGACCACCACCACCGGUCAAUCAUCAACCCAUUCCGCCCCAAAUCUACGCCGUCCUACUUGACUCGCGGGUCGAAUCGGCAAUCACCGCGGCAGCUCACCUUUCUGGGUACUGAUGCCGAUGACCGUCCCCCCUUCCCUUCCUCUCCCAUGGUUAAACGAUAACAUUCGCUCUGCCACCUUCCCA